Aaosphaeria arxii CBS 175.79 is the source of this 982-nucleotide messenger RNA. Its product is annotated as DOC family protein. Bases 273 to 719 code for a protein of 148 amino acids. The record is from RefSeq and is a predicted model, not a curated record. NCBI's taxonomy places the organism in Eukaryota, Fungi, Ascomycota, Dothideomycetes, Pleosporales. Gene Ontology annotation, molecular function: kinase activity. The transcript has a single exon.
ACCUUUUCCUGAAAAUGCAUUGUCCCUUGAAAUCAAGAUUACCCAAAUACCUUACCUUCAGUAGCAAAUAGCUUCGAGAUUUGAACACAUUGUCUACAGACGCUUCUUUCAAGACAUCCAUUAUCGGGCUUAUGAUGAAUAGGGUGACUGGCCACUGAAGCUUGUCCCGAUUGUUGGUGCGUCUCAGCACGUGCACGCGGCAACCAUCACAGUCAGGGCUCGAGAAUACCAACCCCACCUUAGACACCGCAUCCAGACCGGAUUCAAACAAGAUGUCCACUAAAACAAUGACAUCGAACGUUCGAAAGUUUCGCUUCCUAACCGUCGCUCAAGUCAAACGGCUCCACGGCGUGUUCAUGGGCGAAACCAAUCUCUCUCAGCCCUCCUUGUUAGAAUCGGCAGUACAGUCGCCCAUCAACAUCAAAUACUACGAGAAUCAACAGAAUGCGUUCCGGCUCGCAGCCAGUCUCUCCGAGAAGAUCAUGAAAAACCACGCAUACCAAGAUGGAAAUAAGCGGACAGGACUUCUUGCGGCAGACAUGUUCUUGCGAAUCAACGGAUAUAGACUCCGAGAAAAGUCUCUACGGCAAGAUCGGGAUCUAGAAGAGGCAGAGGUUGCUGUUUGUACAAAGGAGUGGACGGCGGAGAGAUUGGGCCGUUUCUAUGAGCAAAUAGCCACCCCGAUCGAGACCUGCAAAAAGGAGGUCGAACACCACUGAUUUCUGGGUACUGCGGGGUGCGAUUAUGCUUGUAUAGACCAUUCCAAGGGCCUCCAAGCUUCUUUUGACAUGAUAGGACAGGAUACGACUAUUUUGGUGGCAGAAGUAUUGAGGCAAGCGCUGAGGGAAUCAAGAAUGGUUGGAUCAGGGACCCCGAGAGAGUUUGAGCACCAUUCACUCACCUCCCGAGGAGGUUCGACAGAUCAAUCAGCCAUGUUUUUUUGUUAGCAUCAAUCAUAAUUUGAAUCUACGAGGUCCCCUAC